CUACCACUGGAUGCUGGACAUCAAGGAAAAACGAGAGAAACCAAAGGGUGGCUGCAACCUUGUGGAGCUAUAUAGUGCAGCCAAGUUUCUGAAAAUCGAUGAGUUGCAGGAAUUUACCUAUAUAUGCUUCAAUGAGAGCUGGAAUUCCGGCAGCCUAGCUUUUACACUUUUUCUAGAGGCUCAGAAAUUUAAGAUUCGUCUGAUUCAGUUUCUCAUGUUGUGUCGUAUUAAGGAAUUCUUUCUGACUUUGGUGGCCUCCAAGGAAUUCGUGGAACUGGACUUUUAUUGGGUUCGAAAACUCCUAAGUAUGAACAAUGUGGGCGUGAAUAGUGAAAUUGAGAUCUUCAUGAGUGCAGUUCGCUGGCUAAGUCAUCAUUGGUCGGCCAGAAAGAUUCUGAUGGAGGAGCUAAUGGGCUGUGUGCGUUUCUGCCUACUUCCUCCGAUUUUUCUGAGAUUUCUGCAGCGGGAACAGAAGACCCUGGUGUUGAACAGCAUUUGCCAAAGUCACAAAAUCCAGGAGACAGUUAGCAAAGCCUUUGUGUGA
Drosophila elegans is the source of this 544-nucleotide messenger RNA. RefSeq lists its product as uncharacterized. NCBI's taxonomy places the organism in Eukaryota, Metazoa, Arthropoda, Insecta, Diptera, Drosophilidae. The record is from RefSeq and is a predicted model, not a curated record. The coding region runs from base 11 to 544 and encodes 177 amino acids. The transcript has 2 exons.